Eucalyptus grandis is the source of this 1428-nucleotide messenger RNA. RefSeq names its product transcription factor MYB101. Lineage: Eukaryota; Viridiplantae; Streptophyta; Magnoliopsida; Myrtales; Myrtaceae. The record is from RefSeq and is a predicted model, not a curated record. Bases 1 to 1428 code for a protein of 475 amino acids. The transcript has 3 exons.
AUGGUGAUCAACACGAACUUCGAUGGGGCGGAGAAAACCGGUUUGGAGGCACAGGGAGAGGGUGACGACCGCACGAGCGGUGGCGGCAGCGGCGGCAAUGGAGGGCAAGGACAAGGGGCGUUGAAGAAGGGGCCGUGGUCAGCCGGGGAGGACGCGGUGCUGAUCGAAUACGUGAAGGCGCACGGCGAGGGUAACUGGAAUGCCAUCAGGAGGAAGACCGGGUUGAUGCGGUGUGGGAAGAGCUGCAGGCUGAGAUGGGCAAACCACCUGAGGCCGAACCUCAAGAAAGGCGCUUUCUCGCCCGAGGAAGAGGCCAAGAUCAUCCAGCUUCAUGCCCGCCUCGGCAACAGGUGGGCUCGCAUGGCCGCUCAGUUGCCUGGAAGGACGGACAAUGAGAUCAAGAACUUCUGGAACACGAGAAUGAAGAGGCGCCAGAGAGCAAAUGAACCUCUCUAUCCUCAGCAAGUUCAACCGGAAGCCACCGUCGCCUACGAUAUGAAUCUCCAGCCACAGCCCGUCCCUACUUCCUCUCUCCACUCUCUACUUGCCCCACCACCACAACAACAACCGACUCUCUCUGCUAAUGUUUAUCACUCAGUUGAUCCUCUCUCAUACCCCAAACCCUAUCACCACCCAGAGAACAUCAUGAACGGCAUCUUGCCCGCGCCCUCAGUCGUCCCUCCUCAUUCUUUAUCAUCGCUGCCGCCAUUCCUAUUCGACUUGGGGGCUUCCGAUCUGAACCUCGUCCUGGACACAUUCAAUAGUGGAGUUGCUUCAGUUGAGCGCAAGCCCAUCAUCACCGACAGGCAGAGAGAGACCAGCAUGGCGGCAGCAGCAACCCCGGGGAUGACGGCCUCGAGCAACUCUUCCGUGAUGGGUGGCAAUUACAUGAUGGGAGCUUCUGCUGGCGGUGCCGCCUCCAGUUGCUGCGCGAACAAUUUUGAGGCUACGCCAACAUCGGCAGUGCCGUCAUUGACGGUACCCAAAAACAGUGUUUUACUGGGCGCGCUCUUUGAGGAAGCUAGAGCUGCGUCGUCGCAGAAAGUGAAGGGAAGUAUGGUGGGUGGAGCGAAUGUGGGAAGAGCUGAGAGAGGAAGCCAUCAGGGCAUGCAGGACAACCAGCGUUGGGAGAAUAUUUGCUCCGCUCCGGCAUCAUCUCUCAGUGGAAUGAUAAGACCUUUGGAAGAGGUAGACGACGAUCUCUCAAGUCUUCUCAUGAACUUCCCCUCAUCUGCAAUCUCGGAGCCUGACUGGUUCCGGGGCGCCUACUUAACCCCGCAGUCAUCUGGCCCGAACAACGGUGGUAUCCUGAUUGACGGCCCCAGAGGCCCGCUGCCAUUGCCCUCUCAAGUUUCGACUGUGCCGGCCACUGAACUGGAAUUGAACUUGUGCACGCCAUGUUGGAACAACAUGCCCGGCAUCUGUUGA